GUACCGCCUCUCAAGCUGAGCAAUCAUACAGCUAGAUACAUUAAGGAAGAUAUACAGUAGGAGUUUUAACUUGGGAGAAUACAUCUGGUGCGCAAAUGGUUCAUUCCUUGAUCCCGAAAUGAGGCUUCCACACACUGCAGCUGGUGCGAGGCGGCGCACCCCGGAAUCCCACACCGCCUCGGUAAAGAUGCGCAUUAUGGAUUCUGUCGAUUUUCAUGCACAAGCCCUUGCUAGACAUCUUACACAUCGCCAGCAAUUCUAUCUGAUAUAUCCCACACGGGAUGAAAAUUACUAAUAAUUGGUUGUUUAUUAAGUAUCCAGUACUAUGUACAAUCCGGCUACAACGGCCCUGAGAUCCAAAAGACCCCAGCCUGAAGAAUUGAAAUAAUGAAUGAUGAAUAUAAAUAAAGGAUAGAUCUCUGCAGUAGCCCAGGUUGCAAGCAACACCUAAAAUAUCAAGAACAUCCCACUAGCUAGGAACCCCUUUAAAUGGGAGACCUUAUCAUUGAGUGGGAGGCCUCCCACCUAGUCGUAAUCGUCCGCCAAAAAGUACCGUAAUCUGUGAGGUCCUGGUUUGAUUUUAUGCUUAACAACCUUUAAACUAUUAGCCAUUUGUUUGCAAAUCAAGUAAUUGAAAUACAUUGUUACUUCUGCAGUAAAUACCGCCACGAAGGGACUGGCCACGAACACCAUUAGAGCACCUGCUGUGUUAACUAUGAGGGUGUACCAAAAACUUACAAAAAAAGCUAUCAUUGUGUUGUUUAGUAAAGACACCCUCGAUGAUAGUCCAAUUAAUAUAUUA
Messenger RNA from Yamadazyma tenuis ATCC 10573, 802 nucleotides. The record is from RefSeq and is a predicted model, not a curated record. Lineage: Eukaryota; Fungi; Ascomycota; Pichiomycetes; Serinales; Debaryomycetaceae.